Messenger RNA from Gryllus bimaculatus (two-spotted cricket), 2252 nucleotides. NCBI's taxonomy places the organism in Eukaryota, Metazoa, Arthropoda, Insecta, Orthoptera, Gryllidae. The record is from the annotation of a GenBank genome assembly.
CUUAAAUAUAUGUGUCGUACUCUUUGGUUUUAGCAUUACGCAAACUCUCUGGUUUGAAUAUAUACUCUGAUCCCUGGUGUGGUCGUUAGUGGUCACCUCAAAGAGUAUCACCUUGCUCUACUUGCUCUAUCUCUGCACGUGGCGUCGAGCAAGCGUUGUUUUGAGUUGAGGGAUUUUGUUGAGUAGUUUUCAGUUUUGUAUAUCUGUAAUAAUUUCAUUGAAGUUCUCGUAGUCGAAACAGGAUGGCAGAUAACGGAGAAGUCGAGGGAAAAGAAAUAACUUACGAUGAGAAAUUAAGCUGGGUUAAUGAAAUUGCCAAACCAAUUGCUACAAAACAUGUUGCCAAGAAAAUAUACAAAGUAGUUAAAAAAGCUUCGAAAAACAAGAAGAACCUUAUGGUCGGAAUAAAAUUGGUUCAGAAAGCACUCCGAAAAAAUCAGAAAGGAAUGGUCAUCUUUGCUGGAGAUGUGACGCCAAUUGAAAUAAUGUGUCAUCUACCUGGAAUGUGUGAAGAGCGUGACAUUCCAUAUUGUUAUGUUCCAUCAAAAUUAGAUUUGGGAGCUGCCAUGGGAUGUGGAGAGAGGGCAUGUGUAGUCAUGAUGAUCAGUGAUAAUCCGGAGUAUAAGGAUUCUUAUGAUGAACUUAAAGAGCAGAUAAAAGUUCUUCCAUAUCCAUUGUAGUGUAAUAGUGAACACGUGAUAAUGAACAUCCAGGAAUGGAGAACAUUUGAGCCAAAUUACAAUUGAUGACCCUUUGUUCUUUGUUCAUUUGGUGUGUUGUGUUCAUGUUUUGAGUGAAUGUAUUCUUACUUCAAUUAGUGUUCAUUUUCUGUUAUCAGUGUGUAUAAAUUUCAUACAUUUGGUUUAAUCUUUAGAGAUUGAAUUAAUGAGCAUAAUUAGAAAGUCUGAUGUUACUGCUUCAGGCCAUGAGAAUUUUAUUGAUAUUUGAAUGCUGUUGAGUAUAUUGAGUAAUUGUGAAGUGGAAAAAAAUAUAUUGAAUCAUUCCAAACUUUUUCAUUUGUUUUUUGGCACAGGAUUCCCCUUUUCAAUGUCGUUAUUUUAAUAGUUCGUAUGUCUCAAAGCUAUUUCAUGAUAGAGUUAAAUUUCAUUUGAAGUCAUUCUGUUAUUACAGGAAGUAAUGAAUGUUUAUUUUCUUAAAUCGUAUUGCUAAGGUGUUUUAGCAUUUUGAAUGUGAAAAAAAAAAAUGUGUUAAGAGGAGAAAUAAGAUUUAGUAUAAGUGAUUUAAAUUGUAGUUGUUGAAAAUUAAAUAUUCUAUUCCUUGGUAAUGUGAACUUCUAAAAUAGCAAAUCUGAGUUGGAAAUAGUUGAUUAUUUUGAAGUUACAGCAUUGAAAAAGUUUUUGUUUUUCACAAAAGUUCCAUAUUUGAAAAAGUAUAGAUUUUUAUGAACUUAUAUUAUAGACUUGGUAUUGUAUCUGAAAUGAAGGGUGAUGUUAAAUUAUAAUUAUAUAGGUAAUGGGAAGUUAAUGGUGUCACAUUUUAUUUGAAUCAAUGAAUUGAUUAUUUCAGUUAUUGUUCAUGGUAGAAAUCUUUUAUAACCAACACAAUUUUACAACCUACUUGUUCUAACACUGGUGUGCAGCAUGUCACUACUCAUCCAACAUACUGCAUGUGUGAGGGUCUUUCAGACCUCGCUCUUGCGGCAUGGUUCGCACCUUGACACUCACUCCAGCGCUCAUCAACCACUUUCCUUUUUAAGAUUUCUUUUAAAGGGAAUAGUAUUGUACUGACCUGUUACAUUAACAUACUGCAACAAAUCUACACUUACCCUGCAAAGCCCCAUGAACAAUUGCAAAAACUACUAGACAUCUCCCAAGUAACAUAGUUUUAUAUAUUUAUAUUUCACAUCUGGCUUUGAUUUCAAUUUACAAGCAAUAAUGUAUCAUAAAAGGUACCAAAGAAACUGACACCGUAAACUUCCGAUUAACCGGUAUGUCAAAAGUACAAUGUAUGUUGGCAUGUUUGUUUUACAUACCAAUAUAGUUUAAACCUCCGGCAGGUGCAGCAGUGAUUGCUGCAUCAAAUUCAGAUUGCCAGUCCCAACCUUGCCAGAGGGUUAAAACUUGAGAGGAAGUUGUGUAACAGUCAUAACAAUUUAUGAUUCACCUCUACAAAUAUCUUAAAUUUUCUUCAAGUUUGUUUUACGAAUUUGAUAUUCAAGGUGGUGUUUGUUUAUAAAAGUAUUUGUGUGAAUUUUCUUCCUUUUGUCCUUUUGAAGUGGAAGCCAGAGACCA